AUGGUUGACUCUAUCCAAAUAAAUGAGCUGAACAUGACGGAAACAGACGCCGUCUCCGGGAGUGACGUGAUGGAUCCAGAAGAAAAGUACAAAAUGAACCACAAGACGCGAGGACUCGCUUUGAUCUUCAACCACCAGUACUUUGACAGUCUCCUGGACCUGCGUGACCGCCGGGGCACCUACGUAGACCGGGAUAAUCUCUGUCGCAGGUUUCGGGAACUAGGUUUCGAGGUGAAAUGCUAUGACGACCUCAAAGCGGAAGACGUACAGUCCAAGAUGUAUGAAGCGUCAACCGCCAGCCACGUCGACGCCGACUGCUUUCUCUGUGUUUUCCUGACCCACGGCAAAGGCAACCACAUUUACGCCCAAGACGAUAAGGUGGAAAUUUCCAUGCUGAUGGACUUCUUCAAAGGCGACAAGUGUAGGAGCCUGGUGGGCAAGCCCAAGAUCUUCAUCAUUCAGGCGUGUCGCGGUGACAAGCACGACGAGCCCGUUCAGCCCGUGGACGAGGUGGACUCGACCCGCCUGCCCAACGGCAACGAGACCGAGGUGGACGCGGCGUCCGUGAACACGCUGCCUGCCGGGGCCGACUUCCUCAUGUGCUACUCGGUGGCUGAAGGGUAUUUCUCUCACCGGAAUACUGAGUACGGCUCAUGGUACAUCCAGGAUCUGUGUGAGGUGCUGGCGAGGUACGGCACGACCCUGGAGAUCACGGAGCUGCUCACGCUGGUCAACAGGAAGGUGUCCCGGCGCCGAGUGGACAUCUGCAACAAGCCGGGCGACUUGGGCAAGAAGCAGAUCCCCUGCUUCGCCUCCAUGCUCACCAAGAAGCUGUGCUUUCUGCCCAAGCCCCAGUGAGCCGCGGCUUCGUUGCGGAAUGACUCCGCACUCAUCUCUCUCGUACCAGGAGGGCCAAACGCAUGGU
Molecule: messenger RNA, 925 nt
Organism: Sorex araneus (European shrew)
Lineage: Eukaryota; Metazoa; Chordata; Mammalia; Eulipotyphla; Soricidae
Product: caspase-6-like
Exons: 6
Coding region: 1-858 (285 amino acids)
Biological process (GO): proteolysis; apoptotic process
Cellular component (GO): cytoplasm
Source: RefSeq, a predicted model, not a curated record